AUGAAUGAUCCUCGUGAAAUUUUAGCGGUUGAUCCGUACAAUAAUAUUACUUCUGAUGAAGAGGAUGAGCAAGCCAUCGCGAGAGAACUUGAAUUUAUGGAACGAAAGAGGCAGGCCUUAGUGGAACGAUUAAAAAGAAAGCAAGAAUUUAAGAAACCCCAGGAUCCUAAUUUUGAAGCCAUCGAGGUACCUCAAUCUCCUACCAAAAACCGUGUGAAAGUGGGGUCUCAUAAUGCUACACAACAAGGCACAAAAUUCGAAGGUUCGAAUAUUAAUGAAGUAAGGUUAUCUCAAUUACAGCAGCAACCAAAACCACCAGCUAGUACAACCACAUACUUUAUGGAGAAAUUUCAAAACGCAAAGAAGAACGAAGAUAAACAAAUUGCCAAGUUUGAAAGCAUGAUGAAUGCAAGAGUACAUACGUUCAGUACCGAUGAGAAGAAAUAUGUGCCGAUAAUCACAAACGAAUUAGAAAGCUUUUCAAAUCUUUGGGUUAAAAAGAGGUACAUACCUGAAGAUGACUUAAAACGGGCUUUGCAUGAGAUCAAAAUCCUUCGGUUGGGCAAACUUUUUGCUAAAAUUCGCCCACCUAAAUUUCAAGAGCCUGAAUACGCCAACUGGGCCACCGUAGGCCUCAUUAGCCACAAAUCGGACAUCAAAUUUACAUCAUCUGAAAAGCCAGUCAAAUUCUUCAUGUUCACCAUAACGGACUUUCAGCAUACACUAGAUGUUUAUAUCUUCGGGAAAAAGGGUGUAGAAAGAUAUUAUAAUCUUCGCCUGGGUGAUGUGAUAGCAAUAUUAAACCCAGAAGUACUACCAUGGAGACCCUCAGGGCGAGGAAAUUUUAUCAAAUCCUUCAACCUUCGAAUUAGUCAUGACUUCAAAUGUAUCCUGGAGAUAGGUUCAAGUAGAGAUUUAGGUUGGUGUCCCAUAGUGAAUAAAAAGACUCACAAAAAAUGUGGCUCUCCCAUUAACAUAUCUCUUCAUAAGUGUUGCGAUUACCAUAGAGAAGUGCAAUUUCGUGGAACAAGUGCUAAAAGAAUUGAAUUAAAUGGUGGGUACGCCUUGGGCGCGCCUACGAAAGUGGACUCUCAACCAAGCCUAUAUAAGGCCAAAGGGGAAAACGGGUUUAAUAUAAUCAAAGGUACUCGUAAGCGCCUGUCAGAAGAGGAGGAAAGACUUAAAAAGAGCUCUCACAAUUUUACGAAUAGUAAUUCUGCCAAAGCAUUUUUCGACGAGAAAUUUCAGAAUCCAGAUAUGCUGGCAAACUUAGACAAUAAAAGAAGGAAAAUAAUAGAAACUAAGAAAUCGACAGCACUGAGCCGCGAACUAGGCAAAAUUAUGAGAAGGAGGGAAUCCAGCGGAUUAGAAGAUAAGAGCGUCGGAGAGCGACAGAAAAUGAAACGAACCACAGAAAGUGCCCUCCAGACAGGGCUUAUCCAACGCCUAGGAUUCGAUCCCACUCAUGGAAAAAUUUCCCAAGUACUCAAGUCUUCUGUAUCAGGGAGCGAACCUAAGAACAACUUACUCGGUAAAAAAAAAACUGUUAUAAACGAUCUCUUGCAUUACAAGAAGGAAAAAGUCAUUCUCGCACCUUCAAAGAACGAAUGGUUCAAGAAAAGAAGCCAUCGCGAAGAAGUUUGGCAAAAACAUUUCGGAUCCAAGGAAACUAAAGAAACUUCUGACGGUAGUGCCAGCGAUCUUGAGAUAAUAUAA
Molecule: messenger RNA, 1716 nt
Organism: Saccharomyces cerevisiae S288C
Lineage: Eukaryota; Fungi; Ascomycota; Saccharomycetes; Saccharomycetales; Saccharomycetaceae
Gene: MCM10
Product: Mcm10p
Exons: 1
Coding region: 1-1716 (571 amino acids)
Biological process (GO): DNA replication initiation; DNA replication
Cellular component (GO): nucleus; chromosome, telomeric region
Molecular function (GO): single-stranded DNA binding; double-stranded DNA binding
Source: RefSeq, marked reviewed